AUGUGGUCGCCCGAGCCAAUUUACUCCAUGUGUGUAUUCCUUCCCGACGCGCGCGACGGGCUGUGGCGGCUCACCGACAAGAUCGCCUGCAACCCCGACUUUCUGCGCGAGCAUCUGCCGAGGAGCACCGUCCUUGUCGACGACUUCCAGAUGCCUAAAUUCAAGGUCACCUUCGGCAUGACAAUGAACAAUGUUCUCCAGGAGAUGGGGGUAAAGGAGGUGUUUGAGCUGGGGAAGGCCGACCUGUCCGACAUGGCGGAGGACGGCGCAAGGAGGAAGCUGGCACUAGAGCAGGUGAUCCACAGGGCCGUCAUCGAGGUGAACGAGGAAGGCACGGAGGCCGCGGCGGCCACUUACUCGAUGGCACCCAUGUGCUCACCGAACCCAGCACCGCCUCCGCCGCGUGUGGACUUUGUUGCUGACCAUCCGUUUGCCUUUUUUGUCGUGGAGGAGGUGUCCGGCGCGAUCUUGUUCGCUGGCCACGUCCUUGACCCCACCAUCAAGUGA
This is a messenger RNA of Triticum turgidum subsp. durum (durum wheat), 507 nucleotides long. NCBI's taxonomy places the organism in Eukaryota, Viridiplantae, Streptophyta, Magnoliopsida, Poales, Poaceae. The record is from the annotation of a GenBank genome assembly.